AUGGAACAGGUGUCUUUGUUGGACAAUCAAACGCCCGAGCAAGGGCCAACCUCGCCCGACAUCCAAGAUACCCGCAUUGACGAAGACGACGGCGACAAUGAUGGUGAUGAUCUUGGCGACCACGAUGCAGAGCAGCGCGCACCAACACACAUCACGCUCACAGAUGCCCCAGUCGGUGAGAGCGAGGACCACAUCGUAAACAACAACAGCAGCAGCGGAAGCGGCGACAGCAGCAGCAACAACAACAACAACGGAAGCAGCAGCAGUCCCAGCAGCAGCACCAGAAGUGACAGCACCAGCAGCAGCACCAGAGCCGCCAAUGGCGCCCUCAAUGAACACAAGACGGGAAACGGCAAGCCCACCAAUGACGGGCUCAACGGGAACGGCAAUGGCAAGCACAUAAUGAACCACGCGAAACCCGGCGCCACGUUUGGCGACAGCGACGAUGAGGACGAAUCACGGCCAGUGUUUGACAUGGACGAUCCCACCAUCAAGCUUGCACAGGACCUGUCUGCGGGUCGCUUCAAUGAUGAUGGCGAAACGAUUGUGAGCCUGCCUGAGGCCAUUGACAAGAUUGGGUAUGGACGGCAGCAGCUGCGGGUCCUCCUGAUCUGCGGCCUGUGCUUCUGCACAGACAGCAUCGAGGUUGGCUUGUUGACGUUCUUGCAGGUGGAGGCGCGCAACUACUUUGAUUUGACGGACGUGGAGGAGUCGACGCUGACGGCGGUAGUGUUUGCGGGCGAGCUGUUGGGGGCCGUGUUCUGGGGUCCGUUUGCAGACCGGUGUGGACGAAAGCGAGGCUCAUUCUUUCCCGCGCUUUUGGUCACCGUCGCCGGCUUAGCAAGCGCGUUCUCCGUGGACUACUACAUGCUGGUGACGCUUCGCUUCAUUGUUGGCGUUGGCAUUGGCGGGAUGGGCGUUCCCUUUGAUCUCCUGGCAGAGUUUAUGCCCCCAAGCAUCCGCGGAAAGGCCCUCAUCAGCAUCGAAUUCUUCUGGACGUUUGGCACGCUGUUUGUGAACGGGCUUGCGUGGAUCAUGCUUGAUGACCUUGGCUGGCGCUACCUCGUUGGCUUCUGCUCCGUGCCAGUUGCCCUGGCCAUGCUGUCGUUCCCCUUCCUCCCCGAGUCGCCCCACUGGCUGCUGAUGAUGAACCGUCACGACGAGGCCCUGGAGACCAUCCGCAAGGCCGCCAAGAUCAACAAGCGCCAAGACGCGUUGCCUGCACGCAUGCGUCUUGUGCUCUCCCACGAGCCACAGCCUGAGGACGGCAAGACAUACGAAAUUGCAGACUCCACAGCCCUGCUCCCCGGCACGGUGGAGGAUGUUCCCACGGCCAGCGAGGUGUCACCGCUCAUGCUGUUUGACAAGAACAACCGCAUGGCCACCAUCACCCUCUGGAUUGCGUGGGCCAGCUUUGGCUUUACUUACUACGGCACGGUGAUCAUUGCGCCCGAGUUCUUUGAGGGCGGAAGCGGCGGUAGUGCGAACAGCACUGCCAACAACGGCACCAGCGGCAAUGCCACGGGCGGGAACGGAACACACAUCAACAACGACAGCAACUUUGACUACCCGGCGCUGUUUACGACGGGCGCAGCGGAGGUGCUUGGCGCCAUUGUUGCGUUUCUGUUGGUUGAGCGCUUCAACCGCAGGCCGCUCGCGGGCAUCAGCUACCUCGCCAGCGGUGUGGCGAUGAUGCUGAUGAUGAUCAAGGUGCCGCGCGGCCUCGGCGUGCUGCUGCUGGUGUUUGCGCGCAUGAGCAUCUUCAUUGGCUCGUGUGUGACGUGGGUGGUGACCCCGGAGCUGUACGCCACAUAUGUGCGCGCGGCGGGCCACUCGUGGAGCAACGGCAUGGCACGGCUGGCGGCGUUUGCCACGCCAUAUUGGGGCGAUGCGCGCGCCGUGCCCAUUGCGCUGCGUCUUCUGCUGUACGGUCUCGUGAGCGUGCUGGCUUCGCUCGGGUCGUUCUUCCUGCCCCGGGAGACGCGUGGCAUGAUCCUCGAUUAGAGGAUGUGAGUGCCAUAAGCAACCAACCAACCUGCCUGCCAGGCCUGCCUGUCUACCUGUUGUUUUGGUGGUGUAGGCGUGCGAAUGACAUGAUUGUAUGUGUUGGGCGCGUGCGAUUGUCGUGUGUGACAGUUGUGCGCUUUAUGUUAAGCAACCACCAUCCCCGUUUGUUUUGGUUCCAUGUACACGCGUGUGUGUGCAUGUGUGUGCAUGUGUGUGUGUAUCAGCAGAGAGUGUUCUUCUUGCUGGCUGUCCACGACCACCUCCGCUUGCCUUGCUUGUAUUGUAGACAAACACCACGCACCAUGCCCUUAGUCAACCAUCGAAUCGCUUGAAAAUACACAUUAUUUUUUUC
This is a messenger RNA of Salpingoeca rosetta, 2359 nucleotides long. RefSeq lists its product as uncharacterized. Gene Ontology annotation, cellular component: membrane. Bases 1 to 2004 code for a protein of 667 amino acids. The transcript is spliced from 6 exons. Lineage: Eukaryota; Choanoflagellata; Craspedida; Salpingoecidae. The record is from RefSeq and is a predicted model, not a curated record. Gene Ontology annotation, molecular function: transmembrane transporter activity. Gene Ontology annotation, biological process: transmembrane transport.